This is a messenger RNA of Physcomitrium patens, 2790 nucleotides long. Its product is annotated as polyphenol oxidase, chloroplastic. Gene Ontology annotation, molecular function: catechol oxidase activity. The record is from RefSeq and is a predicted model, not a curated record. NCBI's taxonomy places the organism in Eukaryota, Viridiplantae, Streptophyta, Bryopsida, Funariales, Funariaceae.
GUAGGAAUUUUACGUCCCCUUCAGUGUAUGGUUCGAAGAUGGUCGACCAAUCCAACUUUUGUUGAGAUCUUUCGCAGGAUCCAAAGUGUGAGUAAGACAACUUCGGAAAUCACAACUGAAGAGGCAUUUGGGAAAGGCGGAUCAUCUUCUCGCUGCAUAUUAAAGGACUCGAGACUUCAUCAAUCGCAGCUCUUUGCUUCUUUGGUUUCGAUUGAAGACAAAUCCAUUCCAGUUUCUUCGACUGUGGAGUAUCUGCAUACUGCAAGUACUUGUAGUCGAAUUGAAGCAUGGUUCUCUUUGAACGCGACGAAGAUUGGUGAUGAAGAUCAAGUUCCAUACUGUACUUCUCGUUUGUUCUGAUCUUUGACAUCUCAGGAUCUGAAUCGCUGCCAUCUCAUUCCGCACACGACCAAGCCGAUCAACUGCAAUCAGGCCGUGCAAUCCAAAGUUGGAAGAAGGAACAACUCAGUCACCGAGUUGUUGCAGGGGAUGGAAAUCAAUUAAAGGUUUCCUACGCAAUCUGUGACGUGCAAUAAACAUCUGAUAAUCCGAUUGUAGGCUUCAAAAUACUACAGUGUUGAUGAAGUUGGUCACUGGUUGCUGCAAAGCUGCAAAUAUCUUCAGGAGGUCGGAAGAUUCGGUUAAGACUGAACAUCGACCCCGAAGACGUCUCAAGUUUAACCCGAAGGAUGUCGACGUCCCAAAUCAUGACAACAUUCACUGGAGCCAUGAUGGCACUAACAUUUCUGGCUAUUAUAGGAAUCAUCACCCUAGUGCAAACUGUAGAAGGCAAGCCCUUUCCAGCUCCUGACUUGAAACUCUGCAACUAUACCGUCCGUUCAUUUGAGGGCUGUUGUACGCUGCCCGUGCGCCUCGGCUCUCUCAAGAAAUUUGACUUCCAGCCCCAGUUGCCAAUGAGAGUGCGCCCUGCGGCGCAUCUAAUUGACGACGCCUACAUUGCCAAGUACCAGAGGGCGGUGGAGAUUAUGCGAGCACUUCCAGACACGGACGGCCGGUCAUACCUGGCGCAGUACAGACUUCAUUGCGCUUAUUGCAACAACCAUCUCUACUACGAAGGUCGUGAGCAUCCUCUUGAGAUACACCAAAAUUGGCUUUUCCUCCCGUGGCAUCGUCUCUACUUGUACUUCCAUGAACGCAUCCUGGCGAAGCUGAUCGGCGAUGAUGAGUUUGCCAUUCCCUAUUGGGCCUGGGACAAUCAGUCGCCGAUACCGCCAUUCCCUGGCGAGAUCCCGAAAGCAUUCGCCCAUGAGUGGAGCUUAUCGCCAAAUGCAAUAAACAAGACAUCUUCCUUGUAUGACCCCGACCGUAACAGUUGUAGCAAAAACCCGCAGAUAGUAGAGUUUCAAAACUUCACCGCAUGCCCGUUGCCGCAGAACAAGUCCGCAGUUCGAGAACAAAACGCUCAGCUGAUGUGGACGCAAGCAGUAUCGGUGUCAGUAACGCCUUUGAUCAUGGCUGGGGCACCGUAUCGAUUCGGUGAUGACGGUGGUAUGGGAAUGGGGGGCAUCGAAGGGCGACCUCAUGGUCCUGUUCACGUAUGGACCAAUACGAAAGAUAUGGGCACGUUCAAAGACUCUGCUGCAGACCCCAUUUUCUUCUCACAUCACGCCAACAUCGACCGCUUAUGGGAAGCAUGGAAAACACUGCCUGGAAAGUAUCGCAAAGACGUGACGGACCCUGAUUACCUUAACACGGCCUUCACAUUCUACGACGAAGACGGCGACCAAGUGUCCGUCACGGUGGCGCAGGCGCUCGACCUGGAUCUCCUAAGGGUGAAGUACCAGGAGCUGCCUAUGGCAUGGACGGACAAAGGAACCGUCACGGAGGGCUCGAAGCCAACCUGGAGCUUCUGCAACCCGAAAUCUUCCGAAUCUGACAUCGCUGAAAUGGUUAAAAACACCCCCCGUUUUAAGGAACCUGUUUGGUUAAAAGAGGGUCCGGUCACGUUCAAACUUAAGCGAAGACCUUGGUUGUCAGACCGCCACGGAGAGGAGUUGCUUCAAAUCAAGGCGAACUUCCCAUGGAACUCCUCGCAUCUGAUAAAUGUGUUCGCGUUCCUGCCGGACGCAAACUACGAGACGUCUUCGAUCGGGUGUCUGGAGUAUAUUGGAAAUUUGCUCUCCUUCCCCCACGUAGGUCAAGCGCCGGCUGUUCCUCCAGUGGUUAACUUUAAAAUGGGGAUUCGGCGCAAGCUGGAGCUCAUGGGACGGGCUCACUUAAAGGAGAUUGUGAUCACGCUUGUCGGCGAAAAGACGAUACCGAGUGCUCCGCCAGGAGCUCAAGGGGAGACUGGGAUCACCCUCACCAGCCUCAAAAUCAUACAUUCUAAGAAGUAGAACUGUAGGGCAUUUAUUCAUGGUUUUGACUUUUGAUCAUUAACAGUUAAGACUCCUGGGCUUAUCUGUAUUCUUUCUUUUUCUAUUUCUAAACGCACGGGGUGCACCCUUUGCUGAUUCCACUUUUUGGACUUACCUGCAUCUAAACAAGCUAGUUAGCUACUUUAAUUCAGGCUUUUUCUAACCUAUUCAGGUAGUUCAGUUCAUUUUGAGGUCUCUUGCGGAUUGGCCACAGUGGUAUUCAGAGAUUCUCUAUGUGGAAGACGUUUGUGGCGGACUUCUAUGCACGGAUUGGCCAUUUGAAUUCAGUGGAUCUGUAGAGGUAGUAGUUCGUGAAUAUGACCCCCUUCGUUACUGGGAAGUAGGCAGCAUUGGAUUUGCAGCAAAGAAUUUACUGCGUAUUUACAAAUAAAGAAAAUUUGAUAGUUCGCUA